Molecule: messenger RNA, 2620 nt
Organism: Cololabis saira (Pacific saury)
Lineage: Eukaryota; Metazoa; Chordata; Actinopteri; Beloniformes; Belonidae
Gene: cldn19
Product: claudin 19
Exons: 5
Coding region: 585-1241 (218 amino acids)
Biological process (GO): cell adhesion; bicellular tight junction assembly
Cellular component (GO): plasma membrane; bicellular tight junction
Molecular function (GO): structural molecule activity
Source: RefSeq, a predicted model, not a curated record
CUUCGUGGUCAGCCUGUUGUGUUCACAUGUUCCGUUAUUCCUUUUUGCUUUUUUUUCUGCUCCCCCUCACUGAGCCACUUGAGCCCAGAACAGAUGGAAAGAUUGUAGUGGGGGAGAAAGUGCAGUAGAGACAAAGAGAAGGAAGUGGAGGAAGCCAUGCAGAGAGUGAAACAGCCCAGCAACGAUGCUUGAUGCGUUCUAUCACUAACCACCAGAAAUUAUUUCCUACACUUUGACUGAUCCUCAGAGGGACCGAGGAUUCGGACAGAACUGCCUUGAGGAGGAGACGACAACUCACUGUCCCAGCUGAAGGGCAAAAAAACAAGCCAGGACGUGGAGAAGGAAAAGAAAGAGACAGGGUGAAAGAGAACUCUACAAAUGUGAGUUUCUAGCAAAGAGACUGAAGGAGAUGCUCAGAGGGACCAGAUAGUGAAGAGAAAAGUAAAGCGAGCAACAGGUGUGCCCACAAAGACUCAUCAAAAAGACGGGCAACACGCCAGAUUUCCCUGUUUAGAAGCGAUUGCAAGGAAAGCAGAGUGAAAAAGAGCCAGAGCAGCUAGACAGAGGUCCAGAGCUACAGUGAUAUGGCCAACUCAGGUCUCCAGUUGUUAGGGUAUUUUCUGGCGUUGGGCGGCUGGAUUGGCAUCAUCUCCACCACUGCGCUGCCGCAAUGGAAGCAGUCAUCCUACGCUGGAGAUGCUAUUAUUACAGCCGUAGGCCUGUAUGAGGGGCUGUGGAUGAGCUGCGCCUCGCAGAGUACGGGACAGGUGCAGUGCAAGAUCUUUGACUCCAUGCUCUCGCUUGACAUCCACAUCCAGACAUGCCGCGCUCUCAUGGUGGUGUCAGUACUGCUGGGCUUUAUUGGCAUCAUUGUCAGUGUCGUGGGCAUGAAGUGCACCAAGGUGGGCGAUAACAACCCAUCCACCAAGACCCGCAUCGCCGUGACGGGAGGGACUCUCUUCCUGCUCGCAGGUCUCUGCACACUGGUGUCUGUGUCCUGGUAUGCCACACAAGUUUCCUAUCAGUUCUUCAACCCAAAUACACCUCCCAACGCCAGGUAUGAGUUUGGCUCCGCCUUGUUCGUGGGAUGGGCGGCGGCCAGUCUGACGGUCCUGGGCGGCGCCUUGCUGUGCUGCUCCUGCUCCAAAGAUGACAUGCGAGGACAGCAGUAUUACCGCCAGUCCCAGCCCUCCACAGCCAGGGAGGCAGACUUGUUGAGUGAAACUAGUUUCCCUGACUGAUCAGCCCCCGCCUUUUUAUCGAGGACUGUGCAACUGUCCAACCACUGAACCCCCUCCCCGCCCCUUCUUUUUUUCCCCCUGUUUUUACCUCUUUGACCCCAAAUUUGGACCAUGUAGUCGACGAUUCAGUUUCUCUCAUUACUACGUGUGAACCUUAUCAAUUUCAAUGGAAACCGAGAUGUACUGUCUUCAUUUCCCCAACGGUCUGAGCCUUUUCUGUAAAUAUGGAAACUUAAGAGAUUGAUCAGACUUUUUUCUUACAAAAAAAGAGGCGUUAGCCUACGAUUUUACCUCCCGUACCUCCUGUUCUUCUCUCAUUGGCUGCAAGUUAACAGUGAAAUUGACACAUAUGGGUUUCUUGUGCUGAUUUACAGUUUGACUUAUAUCACUUAUUUCACUUAUAUCCUAUGACCUCUGGGUGUUGUAAAUGUAUGUUUUGGUUUAUUUUGUUUGCUGUGACUGAAACAUGUCUUUUUUUCCCUUUUGAAUUGCAGACCAAAUGUUAAAAGUACCCCACCAGAGAAAAGGGAGCAGUACUUGUAGUUUGGGAGAAUCUUCUGGCCUUGCCAUGGUUUAGAUUCUGUCAACAGGCAAAACCCUCUCACUGAGGAAUUCAAAACAGACAAGAAUUAAUUUCCUAAAUGCUUGAAAGGUCCUUUCAAGCAGUUGCAGCAACAUAAAUUUGAGAUUUCUUUUUUUUUUUUUUUUGGAUGUUCCAAGAAAAUGUUUGGGGAGGUUUUCUGAAUUUCAUGUUUGAUGUGGGGGUUAAGAGAGACGACAUCCUUGUCUGUAUUGUUGACUUUGGGAGAGACAGUUAUUCAGGGUAUGUUUUCUAUAACAUUUUAAAAUGCCUGGGUGUAUAUACCAUCUAUUUCUUUUUUUAUUUACUACAAAUAUACUGUCUUACUACAGUGCCUUAUAACAUGUCUGUGCACAUGUAAGUAUGUUUGACGUCAUCCCCGUCUGGGGGAUAUGUGUUCACAGCUCCCUGCCAGCAGUUCCUGUAUUUUCUAUGGUUGGAUUUCUGAAAAUGAAUGUGACGCUACUCUAGGGUACCACUUACGAUAAAACACAUAUACACACACAGAUUGUCAAUGUGCCAAUGUUUUUAGGAAACAGUGAGUCUGUUUCCGCGUAGCCUGGACUGAGGAUAUACCAGUUACAUUCAUGACGUUUAAGUGCCAAUACGAUGUACCGUUAGUGUGCAGUCUUCUAAACUAAGGAAUACUAGUGUGCUGAAAUGCCUUUCUGAUGCCUGCAUUUAUUUACCAUGCCAUUCUUUGUCUAAUAUUUACCUCCUCCAUGAUGUGUAUUAUCUUAUUCACCGUAUACCCUUGUCUGUUUCAUUUAGAAUGAAGUAAACAGUGACAUAAAAUUCA